This is a messenger RNA of Perkinsus marinus ATCC 50983, 498 nucleotides long. RefSeq names its product ubiquitin conjugating enzyme, putative. The transcript has 7 exons. Lineage: Eukaryota; Perkinsozoa; Perkinsida; Perkinsidae. The coding region runs from base 1 to 498 and encodes 165 amino acids. Gene Ontology annotation, molecular function: ubiquitin conjugating enzyme activity. Gene Ontology annotation, biological process: protein polyubiquitination; ubiquitin-dependent protein catabolic process. The record is from RefSeq and is a predicted model, not a curated record.
AUGUCUGUUGCCCGCGAACUACUCAAGAAGCAGCUCAUUGAGUUGACGAGGGACGACUCUUGUGGGUUCUCGGUUGGUCUUGAAGACGAUUCGGAUUUCUUCAAAUGGCGUGUUUGUUUCGAGGGCCCACCGGACUCGCUCUAUGAGGGCGGUCUCUUUUCGGCAAUACUGCAGUUCCCUGAGGACUUCCCCAACAACCCUCCCGAUAUGCGUUUCGAGACGCCUAUGUGGCAUCCUAAUGUUUACCCAGAUGGCCGAGUUUGCAUAUCGAUUCUGCACCCUCCAGGAACUGAUCAGUUUAAUGAACUAGAGUCCGCAGAUGAACGAUGGAGGCCGAUUUUGAGCGUAGAGUCCAUUCUGGUUUCUGUUAUAUCUAUGCUGGCCUCCCCCAAUUUGGACUCCCCUGCCAACGUUGAUGCUGCAGUUGAGUUCAAGAAAGACUACCCGGCUUACAAGAAGAAAGUUCGCAGACUGGUACGGCAGUCUAUUGAAGGAUAA